Molecule: messenger RNA, 2814 nt
Organism: Trichoderma harzianum CBS 226.95
Lineage: Eukaryota; Fungi; Ascomycota; Sordariomycetes; Hypocreales; Hypocreaceae
Exons: 3
Coding region: 1-2814 (937 amino acids)
Biological process (GO): potassium ion import across plasma membrane; intracellular potassium ion homeostasis
Cellular component (GO): plasma membrane
Molecular function (GO): high-affinity potassium ion transmembrane transporter activity
Source: RefSeq, a predicted model, not a curated record
AUGUUUGACGAGACUCGCGCCUUUAUAGCGGCGCAGAUCAAGGGUGCUAAGCCCGCUUUUGUAUCAAAAACACCACAUUUUAACUUUAUCACCGUCCACUAUUUUUGGAUUAUUUUUGCAACAUUACUAUCUGCCAUUCUCAUCUAUGCCGGCGGCAAAGGAGAGCUUCAUUUUAUUGAUGCUCUCAUGUUUGGUAGUGGUGCAAAUACACAAGCUGGACUCAAUCCCGUUGAUCUAAACAACCUUAAUGGAUUCCAGCUGGCAUGGAUUUACACCUUUUCUUUAUUCUCAAAUCCCAUCACGCUGCAUACAUGCGUUGUGUUCCUCAGGCUUUACUGGUUUGAGAAACGCUUCCAGCACUGGGUCCAGGAAGCCCGAUUGCGCCGCCGAACUCUCAGCAAAUCCAAAUCCAAAGCACGAAAUGAUUUGAGCCAGGCCGAGAAUGGCCUCGGCGUGAAUGGAAGACAUAUUACUAUUGUGCCGCGGGGUGAGAGGGCAAACAGAAUCACCAAUGAUGGCAUUCUUCUGGAUAAGAUAGAAGAGGCCGAGCCUAAACCGGUUGCGAACAGCGAUGCAAGUGAUACGACUACAGUGUCUGAAGACUUGCACAAGAGCGUUUCUCUUGAUGAUAUUGACCCCCUAGAACAACCUCGUCAAACGGACACAUCUCACGCAAGUUCGGGUGAAAAUGGCUCUGCGCCUGGUCCUCAAUCUGAAAACCACCCUUACCUCUCAACCGCCAUCACAUUUGCCGAUACUGUUAAGAGGAGUGAUGGCUUGGGAAGCGACCCUACCAAAUUUCCUCAACGACGCCCCAAUGCCGAACAUAUUGCCAUCCUUGAGAGGCAGCGAAACCAGGACAAUGAGGUUCUUCGCAUUCCCGGGCCGCGGGAGACUGAGAGGGGUCUAGGACCUCGCCGUCUUGAAGAAGAUGAUCAACAAGAGGAUGAGGAUCGGCCAGUUGCUCGUCAGAGGACUAUUGAGUUUCGUAACGACGAGCCUAGCGGCAUCCACGGCCGACAGCCAACUAUUACCAUCGCUGAGCCUGAGCAUCAUAAGCGGGACGAGCUCAAAGAUGAUGCUGCAGCUGCUGGUAAUGCCGUUGAUAGCCUAAGGUUCCGAAGGCCGCGCUUUUUCAACAGAUCACAAGACAAACUACACGAAGACGGCGAGGAACCCAGACACAACAGAUCAAGGACCCCGCACCCACGCCCUGUACGAACCAAAACGAUGGACACUAUUCGCUCUGUCUUGACACGGGAGAAAGUAGAUGACAUGCCUUAUCUUAGUUAUACACCCACCAUGGGACGUAACUCAAACUUCCUCGGCCUGACCCUGGAACAGCGAGAGGAGCUCGGUGGUAUCGAAUACCGAGCACUGAGAACUUUAGCCUUGGUGUUGAUAUUUUACUUUUGGAUCUACCAUAUUCUGGGUGUCGUCUGUUUGCUUCCCUACAUUCUCCACAACCAGCAUUACGGAAACAUUCUUGCUGCCGACGAUAUUGGUAGGACAUGGUGGGCGUUUUGGACGUCCAACAUGGCCUUUAUGGAUGUGGGAUUCACCCUGACUCCCGACAGCAUGAAUUCAUUUGCGACUUCCGAGUGGGUCUUGAUGGCCAUGUGGUUCUUCAUCAUUAUUGGAAACACUGGUUUCCCCGUCAUGUUGCGUUUUAUGAUCUGGGUCGCUUCUAAGCUUACGCCUCGAGGCACUGGCGUUUGGGAAGAGUUCAGAUUUUUGCUCGACCAUCCUCGUCGGUGCUUUACUUUGCUCUUUCCAUCCAAUGCCAAUUGGUGGCUGUUCUGGAUUCUCAUUUUGCUUAACGUUAUUGACCUGGUAUUCUUUAUUGUCCUCGAUCUCGGAGCCGAACCAAUUACUGCUCUCCCGCUUAGGAACCGCGUUGUUAUUGGCCUGUUCCAAGCUGCCUCAACCCGAACCGCUGGCUUCUCGGCAGUCAGCAUGUCAGAACUUCACCCCGCUAUGCCGGUUCUAUAUAUGAUAAUGAUGUAUAUAUCCGUGUUUCCCAUCGCCAUUUCUAUCCGACGAACCAACGUCUACGAGGAGAAGUCUCUGGGCGUGUAUCGUGAUCACGACGAGGACGCUGAAGAAGCAAGCGCUCUCGAUUAUGUGGGGACACAUUUGCGACGUCAACUUUCUUUCGACUUGUGGUAUGUCUUUUUGGGCUUCUUUCUUCUCGCCAUCACCGAAGGCGGCAAGAUUGUUGGAGGUCGGUUCGACUUGUUUGCUGUUCUUUUUGAGAUCGUCAGUGCCUACGGAACCGUGGGCUUGAGUAUUGGCGUACCGGGUGUCAAUGCUUCUCUCUGUUCACAAUUUUCCGUCAUUGGCAAGCUGAUCAUCGUGGCCAUGCAAAUCCGUGGUCGCCAUCGUGGUCUGCCAUAUGGCCUUGAUCGUGCUGUCAUUCUUCCGAGCGAAGCCCGCUUGAAAAAGGAACAGGAGGACUCCGAAGCCGCCCUCGCCCGGACAAAUACUGCAGUAUCUACUGGCGCUACCUCAGCUCUGCAGCGACAGGCGACUACGGGACGAAGCCGGAGCAGGAGUCGUGACAGGGCUAACGGCAGCCUGAUAACACAAUUGCUCCACCCGGGACCGGUCGUUCCUCCAGAUCCAUUCUUGCGACCAAGGGGAAGAUCGGUGGAGGGACACCAGAGGAGCAUGUCUGCGGACGUGACUGGCGCUUUGCCAGAACCCGCGGGCGCUCACUUACACCCCUCAAUAGAGGAAGAUGACGAAUUGCACCAAUUGUCGAGCAAUGACUUCCCACACAAGCCAAGGCGGAUAGAAUCUUCUGCUUUUUAG